AUGUUUGAAAUCCAAAAUUCUGACCAAGUUUUUGACGAGUAUUAUAUGAACAGCGAAACUAUAUAUUAUCUUGAAGAUGAUGUGAAUAUUGCUUUACCUUCCAAUGAAUUUUACUACUUUAAUACCUUGUUUGUAACCAGAUAUGUUAAUGAAGCCAGCGUUUCAUAUAGUGGUGAAUAUGAAAAUAGACGAGAUACUUUAUCUGAUAUCGCUUUACCUUCCAAUGAUUGUUAUAUUAAUGCCUUGCCUGUAAUCAGAUAUGAUGGUGAAUCCAGUAUUUCAUAUGAAGAUACUUUAUCUGUGGUUGAAAAUGUUAAUGUUUCUGGAGGUGGCAGUUCAGAACAUGAGAUUGAAGAUAUUGAAGACGGCACAUCUGAAGGUGGUGAUUCAGAAAACGAACCUAAAGAUAGCUCUUUAAAAGAGAUACAUACUUGGCAAACUUUUACUUCUUUUGAGGUUCUCGAGCAGUGCUUAAAGCGUUACUCUAUCCGAAUGGGUUUCGAAACGAAAAUAGUAAGAGCAGAAAAGGAAAAUGAUGAUUUUUUUUCCAGAAAAUCUUAUAAAUGUCGGCAUGAAGGUAAAUACUUACCUAAAAAGAAGUUGGAUCCUACAACAAAUAGAGAGCGGGA
Racocetra fulgida is the source of this 629-nucleotide messenger RNA. NCBI's taxonomy places the organism in Eukaryota, Fungi, Glomeromycota, Glomeromycetes, Diversisporales, Gigasporaceae. The record is from the annotation of a GenBank genome assembly.